UUACCCAAUUGUGGUUUAUGUUUCGUCCCCUUCGCGACUUCUAUCCUUGCCUUCCUCAUUUCGAUUGAACCUUUUCCGCGUUUGCUUCUUAUUUUUCGUUGAACUUCCGCACAGUUGUUAACGAGCGGAAAGAAACUACAUCAUGGCCACUGUGCUCAGCAUUUUCAUCCCCAAUUAGGCACAUAUAACGGUUUACACAUUUUUGUAGGAAGACGCUUUUGUUUCCUUUUUUACGAGCAAACACUAUAAUUAGCAAAAUGCAUGAACGUUCAGGCAAAAAAUCAACAUUGUCGGAUUAUGAGCUUCAGCUAGCCAAAGCGGAAAUGAUGAUGACCAAACUGGAAAAGCUGGAAAUUGAGUCUUAUGGCGAAUUGAAAAAGGCUAAAUGUGGAUAUGCAUUGGAAAAUCAUCAAGGAAAUGUAGAGAGCGACUUCUUUGCAGAGUUUUCCAAAAUGGGGAGAGGCACCAAAAGAAAAUGGAGGUCUUUCCUCAUGGCGAAAUAAAGUUGAACAUCUCGAACGGAUGCAUUAUCUGUGAGGCCCCGAUGGACACCAAGGCUUGUAUGAAUUUUUUUUAUUUUUUAACCCUGCGUUAUUUUCUUUAUAUAUGUGUGCACCAUUCUUCACCAACGCAAGCUCACUUAAAGAGAGUAAUUUUGCC
Plasmodium cynomolgi strain B is the source of this 660-nucleotide messenger RNA. RefSeq lists its product as hypothetical. The transcript is spliced from 3 exons. NCBI's taxonomy places the organism in Eukaryota, Apicomplexa, Aconoidasida, Haemosporida, Plasmodiidae. The annotation marks the transcript as partial. The record is from RefSeq and is a predicted model, not a curated record.